ACAGCACCAUCUCUGGCAGGUGGUGUGUGCUUUAAAACCAUACAGUAGGGUAAUGUUUAGGGCGAUAGGUAGCUGGUUCUAGGGAAAUAAACACACUUUAGGUUGUUAAUUUGUCGACUUUUGUUUCGUAGUUGUGUUUUACGUGCCAGUACGUUUCCUUUUAAAGCCACCGGAAUCGCAGUGAGUGAGAUUAGCGUCGGGGUUCCCCUCUCUGAGACAGACACUUUGUGCUUUACAAGCGGCGAAUUACUGCUCCUUCAUCAUGCAGAAGAAAGACGGAAAAGCCCUACAUGUUGACUAUAUUUCGCCACCGGUGUAAGUCUGAAUGAGCGAAAAACCACCCGGCGACGACCGAAGACAAGGGCUCACAUCCUGGAUCUGCCUCACCUCAUCCGCCGGUGUAGCAAUAUACAAUAUGUUGUGUUGAUGACAUUUUUUGGGGGAAGUGGUCGUUCCUUUUGUUUUCAUUUCGGGAUAUGUGAUAUGCGGAUCCGCGAACGCCACGAAACGCAAAGGAGUUUUUUUUUUCUGCUUUGAAAAUGAGGAAGCGUUUUCAUAAAGACCCAGAAAAUGGCAAGAAGGUCUCGUCGUCCGUGGGCCCGGAUUUGAGUAAAAUGAGAAGGAAAGGAGCAAAUGCAACAGCAGCAUGAUUUUUCUCUCCCCCCCUACAGAAUGACACCAAAGGAGGUAGAAAAGGUGGCGGUAGAUAAGACGCAGCAUCAAUGAAGGCGAUCUGGACAAGUUUUGAGUCGCUCAUAAUGAACAGAAUUACUUUGCAGCUCGACAGCAGAUCGUUUCCACAAUAGUGAAGAUUUUUUUCAGCUUGGGAGGUUUUCUAAUUCACCAGUAUUCUGCAUUUGUUAUCUAUUUUUGAUUAUAUUUUUGAUUUCUCUGUUUAAAAAAACAAACUUUUGGUCCGGAUCCAGCCCUGACUAUUCAAUGGAAGUAUGUUAUCAGCUGCCGGUGUUGCCUCUAGACAGGCCGGUUCCCAAGCAUGUCCUCAGCCGGAGGGGAGCCAUUAGUUUCAGCUCCAGCUCGUCUCUCUUCGGGGCUCCUGAUCCAAGACAGCUGUCACAGAGACGAGGGGCCAUCUCCUACGACAGCUCCGACCAGACAGCACUGUACAUUCGCAUGCUAGGAGAUGUGAGAGUGAGAAGUCAGGUUGGGUUUGAACCGGAACGAAGAAGCUCCCACCCUUACCUGUGCAUCGACUUCAGGACUCUUCACACGCGGCUGGGCCAUGGGACCACGGCAGCGGGCUCCUCUCCGGAGAGGAGGGUCCACAGACUGCUCAGCUUCCAGAGGUACCUGCACUCCUCCCGGCUGCUGCGGGGCGUCCCCCAGCAGAUCCCCCUCCACAUCCUGGAUGAAGACUACACUGGACAGGCCAGAUGCAUGCUGGAGAAAGUCGGGACCUGGAAUUUUGACAUUUUCCUCUUCGAUAGGUUGACAAACGGGAACAGCCUGAUCACCCUGACCUUCCACCUGCUGAACCAGUACGGCCUGGUGGAGCUCUUCCAGCUGGACAUGGUCAAACUGUGGAGGUUCCUGGUCAUGGUCCAGGAGGACUACCACAGCGACAACCCCUACCACAACGCUGUCCACGCUGCCGACGUUACACAGGCCAUGUACUGCUUCAUGCAGGAACCCAUUCUUGCCAAGUCUCUGACCUCCUGUGACAUCCUUCUGGGACUCAUCGCCGCCGCCACACACGACCUGGACCAUCCGGUCAACCAGCCUUUCCUCAUCAAGACUGACCACUAUCUUGCUACACUCUAUAGGAAUACCUCAGUUCUGGAGAACCACCACUGGAAGUCAGCAGUGGGCCUGCUCAGAGAGACCGGGCUCUUUUCCCAUCUGCCCGCGGAGGACAGUCUGAACAUGGAGAGGGAGUUGGGCUCCUUAAUCCUGGCCACCGACAUCAGCCGACAGAAUGAUUACCUGUCCAGGUUCCGCCGGCACCUGGACCAGGACAACCUGUGCUUGAGCAACGCCAGCCACCGGCACUUCCUCCUGCAGAUGGCUCUGAAGUGCGCGGACAUCUGUAACCCCUGCAGACCCUGGGAGCUGAGCAAACAGUGGAGCGAGAAAGUGACCGAUGAGUUCUUCCAACAAGGAGACAUUGAGAAGAAGCACAAACUUGAAGUGAGCCCGGUUUGUGACAGAGGGAUCAACACAGUGGGCGACAUUCAAAUCGGCUUCAUGUCGUACGUGGUGGAGCCGCUGUUCGCAGAGUGGACCCGCUUCUCCGACACACGGCUCUCCCAGACCAUGAUGGGCCACAUGAGGCUGAACAAGGCCAGCUGGGGGGCCCUGCAGCAGCAACAAACCUCCGUCUCCGUGGAGGCGGAGCCCAGCUCACCCGGCACCGACGCAGAAGACGGCGGCGCUACAGGAGGAAGCAGCUCCAAAGAAAUACCUCAGGGAAGCAGAGAAUCCUGACACUCAUCGUGAGCCCUUUCACCUCGACCCCUGACCCCGGGGCCUCCCCACACACUGGGGGCCGAGUGGGGCCUGCAGCUCCACCUGAUCCUAACAUGUUUUUUGUUUUGUUGCUUUUGCCUCUCAUCUUGAUAAACCACUGAUUUUAUUUAAUUUAUUUAAUUUUUAAUUCCUGUUUUUGGCAUAGAGCAAUACAUAGAUACCUCAUUUGGCUACUGCUGUAUUUUCUUUCAUUUGCUUUGGUUUAUUUAUUUGUCCACUGUCGUUUUUGGCAUUACUGACUGAACACACCACUUGUUUUGUUGGUGAACCUUAAGGGGGAAAGCAGUAUAAGAACUGAAGAAGACUUUUUUUUGUUCUGGUAUUUUGAAGUGCCAUUUGAAAACAAAGAUUUGAAGAAUGAUCUGAACUGAAAUAACUGGAGUAUUCAGACACGAGACCCUCCUUAGACUUUGAAUCAAUGCCGUGUUGCAUCUGUAUUGAAGAUUCUUCCUCAUGUCGAGAAAUAAAAUGUGACAAGCCCGGUCCUUUUGCUGCCUCUACGAAGACUGUUUACGCAUCUCCUUGUUUGUUGUGACUUUCCCUUGAAGUGAAUCACGUCGGCUCCACGGUUUGCCUUCGAAGCACAGAUGUGAAGAACCACUCGUCAUCCCACUGUUGAAGCCAUGAGCAGAACCUUAUACAAACACCCCAGAUGCCAUAAGUAACUCCACCUGUGCUACCAUGUGUCCUUGCACUCCCCAAUAAAAGACAGUGGUGGAUGUGCAGCGACCCGUGAAGGUGUUGUAGUCCUUCUCCACGUAUCUUCCAGUGCUGGUUGAACUCGGGGGAGCACCCCCACCCCACACUGGAGAUCAGAUACUCACUGCACAUGCAUCUCACCUGGAACUCGCUCAGGGUCUCUUUAUCGCGCAGGAGAGGGGGGGGGAGGCGACUGCGGACGAUGCAGGGCUGUGUUUUUGUUCCUGGCGAGGAUCUACUGAAGGAGACUCUCCCCCUCCGCAGAAUGUCUCUCAGCCACAUGCAACCUAAAGGACUGCUCGAUCGAUGCCUUAUAACUAUGCACAAACUAUGCUAAGUGACCAAACCAGCUCCUGUUCCCAUCAAGUGCAUGGUGUGCUUGUCUUUUGAAUGCACUGUCCAAUCCCUUUGCCUUUUUGUUGUGAGGAACAACUCCAGCUGUCCUUCUUUUUUGUACCCAAACAAAAUGGUCGAGUGACUUUUGAACAUUCCAUUUCUCCGUGUUUGGUUCGUCUCCUCCGAUUCUGUAUAGUGGCACAAAUUGUGUUUGUGUUUUUUCGAAAGAUAACAGGUGCUUUUCUUACUUUAGCUGAUUUGUAUUUUUGCUGUAAGUGCUGUAAGACUGUUGAUAAAACUGUUUACAAUUUGUUGCGACAGCCAUUUUUGGGAAGACUUUGGUGUCGAGCCAGAUUUUGUAAAGGCUUUGCUGUAUUGACCUUUUUGAUACAUGCCUGUUGCAGUUACGAUUUGAAUAAUAAAACCUGUUGUUGACUAA
Molecule: messenger RNA, 3958 nt
Organism: Eleginops maclovinus (Patagonian blennie)
Lineage: Eukaryota; Metazoa; Chordata; Actinopteri; Perciformes; Eleginopidae
Gene: pde7a
Product: phosphodiesterase 7A
Molecular function (GO): 3',5'-cyclic-AMP phosphodiesterase activity
Source: RefSeq, a predicted model, not a curated record